Messenger RNA from Sebastes umbrosus (honeycomb rockfish), 2059 nucleotides. It is a transcript of the gene med16, whose product is annotated as mediator complex subunit 16. The transcript is spliced from 8 exons. Gene Ontology annotation, biological process: positive regulation of DNA-templated transcription. The annotation marks the transcript as partial. The record is from RefSeq and is a predicted model, not a curated record. NCBI's taxonomy places the organism in Eukaryota, Metazoa, Chordata, Actinopteri, Perciformes, Sebastidae. Gene Ontology annotation, cellular component: mediator complex.
UCCUGGACUUCACUGGCACUGGCCGGAGUCGACAACCACGGCAAGCUCCACAUGCUGCGGGUGUCGCCGUCGAUGGGUCAGGUGCUGGAGAUGAACACGACGCUGCGCCACCUGCUGUUCUUGCUGGAGUACUGCAUGGUGACGGGCUACGACUGGUGGGACGUGCUGCUGCAUGUGCAGCCCACCAUGGUCCACAACCUGGUGGAGAAGCUGCACGAGGAGUACAUGAGGCAGAACCAGGCGCUGCAGCAGGUUCUGGCGACGCGUAUCGUGGCGGUGAAGGCGUCUCUCUGUAAACUCUCCACGGCGACGGCUGCUCGAGCCUGCGACUUCCACGCCAAACUGCUGCUGAUCGCCAUCAGCUCCACCUUAAAGUCUCUGCUGAGGCCCCACGUCCUCAACACCCACAGUCCAGGAGACAGACUCACCGAGAUCUGUGCCAAGAACAUCGACACAGAUAUUGAUAAGGUGAUGAUCAAUCUGAAGACGGAGGAGUUUGUGUUGGAUGGCCCCCCCCUUCAGUCCCUGCAGCAGCUCAUCCAGUGGGUGGGAGACUUUGUCCUCUACCUGCUGGCCAACCUGCCCAACCAGGGCUCCAUGGUCCGGCCGGGGUUCGGCUUCAUGAGGGACGGUGCGUCUCUGGGGAUGCUGAGGGAGAUGCUGGUGAUGAUCCGGAUCUGGGGUCUGCUGAAGGCCGGCUGCCUGCCGACCUUCACGGCCACGUCGGACAACCAGGACAGCAUGCAGCUGCUGUUCAGGCUGCUCACCAAGCUGUGGCUCUGCUCCGGGACGACGGACCCCCCCCAGGACCCCGAUGAGACCCUGAUAGACGAGUGCUGCCUGCUGCCCAGCCAGCUGCUGGUUCCCGGUAUGGACUGGCUCCCGGUCAACGACGGCGUCAUCGUCAAGCUGCAGGGGAAACACCCGCUGAGGCUGCAGUUUGGAAAGGCUUCGUCUCUGCCCGGAGUGGGUUCCACCGCCCCGCUGGAGGUCUUCACCAGGAGUCCCGGUUCUCAGAAGAUGGACAACCUGCGUUGUGUCCAUAUGGGCGUCUGUCCCACAGAGGAGAGCAAGGCCUGCACCAGGUGCGGCUGUGUGACGAUGCUUCGCUCUCCAAACAAGACGAACGCCAUGAAGCAGUGGGAGCAGCGCUGGAUCAAGAACUGUCUGUGUGGAGGUCUAUGGAGGAGGAUCCCCCCCACCCUCACCUGAACGCAUCACCUGAACGCAUCACCUGAACGCAUCACCUGAACACAUCACCUGAACAACCCUCACCUGAACACAUCACCUGAACACAUCACCUGCACACAUCACCUGAACGCAUCACCUGAACACAUCACCUGCACACAUCACCUGAACGCAUCACCUGAACACAUCACUUGAAUGCAUCACCUGAACAACCCUCACCUGAACGCAUCACCUGAAUAACCCUCACCUGAACACAUCACCUGCCACACAUCACCUGAAACAUAUCACCUGAACGCAUCACCUGAACAUAUCACCUGAACGCAUCACCUGAACACAUCACCUGAAUAACCCUCACCUGAACACAUCACCUGAACUCAUCACCUGAACGCAUCACCUGAACAACCCUCACCUGAACACCUCACCUGAACAACCCUCACCUGAACACAACACCUGCACACAUCACCUGAACACCUCACCUGAACGCAUCACCUGAACAACCCUCACCUGAACACCUCACCUGCACACAUCACCUGAACACCUCACCUGAACGCAUCACCUGAACAACCCUCACCUGAACACCUCACCUGAACGCAUCACCUGAAUAACCCUCACCUGAACACAUCACCUGAACACAUCACCUGAACGCAUCACCUGAACGCAUCACCUGCACACAUCGCCUGAACGCAUCACCUGCACACAUCACCUGAAACAUCACCCUGGAUGCAUCACAUGGAUGCAUCACCUGAAUAACCGUCACCUGAACACAUCACCUGAACACAUCACCUGAUGUUUCAGUGGCUCGUUCAGUGUUUUCUACCUGUAAAUAAAGUUUGUUUUGUAUUUUACUUUGUAAUAAACUGUCAAAAUAAAA